Symbiodinium sp. CCMP2456 is the source of this 1113-nucleotide messenger RNA. The record is from the annotation of a GenBank genome assembly. Lineage: Eukaryota; Dinophyceae; Suessiales; Symbiodiniaceae.
AUGGGACGUCGCGGAAACGCGAAGGGCGGAAGCAAAGGGGCCGGCAAGGCUGGCGAGCAACCCAAAGAGUCGCAGUACGUGAAGCGCGUGGACUUGUACAAGUUCCUGGGCAAGUGGAUGUUGCGUUCCUAUCCGGACGAAAGGGGAAGACCUCUCAUGUUGGGCGCGAAAAAGUCUACUGCAGAAGCGGCCCUGGAACCCGAGGCCCUGAGGGCCAUUCUGGAUGCCGACUGCUGCGAGCUACUCCGACGCCCCACAAUGGGGCUCAACCUCGCGGCCGCUUCCAUCGACUGUGCGGCUUUGCUCGGGCCGGUGCUGCAGGACAAGAUGGAGAGUCUGUUGCCGAAGCUGACCUCGGAGAACUUCCUGGACAAGGUACACUUCCUCAACCUGGCCCGCAACGUGGAGCGCAAUCCAGAAGAAGCUCCGGAACAUUGCAAGAGUCUGCUGAAGAAGAUCAAGCACUUGGUAAGGGAUCACGGAGCAGAUCUGGCAGCGGCGGCCGAAGCAGCGGCUGGAGUCUUCCUGGGGCUCGUCAGCAUCAUGGAGGUGGCGGCCGUGUCCAAGGAUCUGCGCGCGUGGGCCAAGGGCGUGCCAGAGCGCAGGAAGCAGAGCAAGCACCUGCAAGCUUGGCUCCAGGACCCCGACGACGAGGACAAAUUCUUGGCAGCCGUCGCAAAGGCCGUGAAGGAAGACAACAAGAACACCAUGCGGGCUCGGCGCUUCGGCGAUUUCGAGUUGCAGGCAGAAGACACGUCGUCCUCCGUCGCGUUGCUCAGCAGUCAAGAUGACAGCCCCUCGUCGUCGGUGCUUCGCGCCAGCAAGAAGAAGCGCGGCAAAGGCAUGAAGCCGAAGAAGGUCGCAGACGGCAAGGACCUAUGCAAGACCUGGUCGCUGUCCGAGUUGCAGGCCUUCGAGGAGAUGGCGGCGCAGCAGGCCAUGGCGGUCGACAACGCCGCGUUGGAGGCGGAGCAAAUCUUGAGGGUGAGCAAAGCCCUCCCUGCGGAGCUUCGCAGAAUGGUUUGGGAGCGCGCCGGACUGUUGCCGAGCACGGAAAACGAGGAGGUGCUCAAGGCGAACGCAGAGCGCAUCGCGAAGCACAUCUUCGAGAUG